UUUUUUUUUCUCUCUUCUAUUCUCCUUACAUCUGCUCAUCUUUAGUUCUGCUUUCAGUUAGUCAUCGCCAUCUGUUUGUUAUAUUACCCUUGAAACCUUAGUCUAAGCACUUGAGUUUUACUUUUAUACGUUUGACCCGUCUUUGCUCAACUUAUUUCUGUCACCCUUUGAUUUUUCUGUUCCCCCCUUUCUUCGUUCCGUAUGUUGCCUCUCAAUUUGGUAGUAAAAGGUCGUUAUAAGAUAGUACUUGGGAAAUCAUUUGAUGCAAAAAUCAAAAAGAAAGCACCAAAGUUCUACAAAGUGAAGCACGCGAAAAAAUCCGAUGCCAAGGUGUUCAAGAGAGAAGCCAAGUUGUUACAGAGAGAGAAAGAAAAGUACCAACUGGACAUAUCUCAAAGCGGGACUUUUGACGUUGAGAUGACAGAAGCCCCAAGCCUCAACGAUUGUAUCCUUAUCUUUGAUGAAAAAGCCAUGACUUGUACGAUCGAAAGACAAGGGGCUUACAUCAGCAUGGCAGAUGAAACGCCUCCACAUUCAAAACUGGAACUCCCUCCUCUCCCCACUCAGCUGCAUCUUCCGCCGAAGCCUUCGCCACAACAGGCGCCCGCCUAUGAUACACCACUUUCUACAGCAACCACCACACUACCUUCUACCACCGCCGCUCCAUCGCAACCUGAAACAGCCAUGGAGGAUGACAACGACGACUUUGACUUUGAUCUCUCCAAAGAUAUGGAUGAUAUCUUGGAUGGCGAUUCGGAUGAUGACAGCAGUCCAUCCGAUUCAGAAACUUCGGAGGUGUUUGAAGAAGUUACAGCUCCCACGCUGCUAGCGCCUGCAGCAGCGGUGGUAACACCAAUUUCCAAGCAAUUAACAGCAACAACAACAAACAAACCUGUAGCAAGCACCCACCCACUGAGCCUCCCUCCCACGCCCAUCAACCAUACCAGUAAUCACAGAGUACCUUUACCCCCUCAGAUACCCACUUUAGCGUUACCUCCCACACCCACGCCUUCUUCAACAGGUGCCACCACCCAUCACAACAGCAACCAUCACAGAAAUGGAAAUCCUGGUGUGCGACCCGCCAAUAGCCCAAGCACGGCGCUCAAACCUCAGUCACCCGUCAAUCCCAGAAAACGUAAGGUGAAAAUGGCCUCUGCUCCUAUCCGUCAUUUAGAUAGCCCAUCUUCUUUCAAAACUGCCUCUCCCGUGUCUCAUCCGCCUGCCCCCAUCGCUACUCCUAUCAGUCUUAAAUCGCUGAGCUCUAGUACACCGCCCGUGCCUGCAUGCGCUGUGGCUAAUGUAAAGCGCCGUAAGUUGUCUAAAGACGACGACGUCAGCAGUCGUUCCAACAGCGAAGCUUCAUCUUCAGGUGAGGAAGAAGAAGAAGAAGUCGCCUCCAGAUCAGAAGCCUCUCCUCGCUCAGAAGCCUCUCCCCGCUCAGGAGCCGCCGCCUGCUCAGGAGCCGCUAGUGAAGAAAUAGGCUCAGAAGAAGAAAGUGCCAGCAGCAGCAGCGGCAGCGGCAGCAGCGAGACUGACUCCGAUGAUGAUGAAGAUUUUGACAAACUAGCCGAGCAUAUUGUGAUAGGGCUUGAUACUUCGGAGCCUCCCUCUCCUCAGCACCCUUCCCUAGGUGCCAGUACGAACGGUCCCGUUCCUCCGUCUUCUUUGUCUUCCACCUCUGUAGCAGCUACAAACGCAAAUCCUUCUCUAUUACCCCCUGCAAAUCAUACCAAAAAGCCAAUGUCAUUACGUGCUCUCUUCAGUAAGUACUCCUUAUUUCUUUGCUGUGUAACAUUUGCUCAUCCUCUUAUCCUUCUUUUUUCCUCACACUCUCUCUGUAGAAGACGAUGAAGAGUCUGAAGAAUCAGAAGAAAGCGACAGUGAUGAUGACUGAUUUCCCUGUCAAGAUACCCUUCAAACUAAAUACCAUAAUUUAUUUGUCAUAAAGAAUCACCUCCCUCCAUCUUCCUCUCUAUAAAAAAUGUAUAGGACAGAAAAGAAAAUACAUUUUUGUUACAAAUACUAAAAAACAUGAAACAUCAAUAAACAAUCUUUGCUCAUUU
Molecule: messenger RNA, 2063 nt
Organism: Mycotypha africana
Lineage: Eukaryota; Fungi; Mucoromycota; Mucoromycetes; Mucorales; Mycotyphaceae
Exons: 4
Coding region: 202-1851 (549 amino acids)
Source: RefSeq, a predicted model, not a curated record